This is a messenger RNA of Austrofundulus limnaeus, 776 nucleotides long. Its product is annotated as proto-oncogene vav. Gene Ontology annotation, molecular function: guanyl-nucleotide exchange factor activity; protein binding. Lineage: Eukaryota; Metazoa; Chordata; Actinopteri; Cyprinodontiformes; Rivulidae. Gene Ontology annotation, biological process: cell migration; regulation of GTPase activity. Gene Ontology annotation, cellular component: cytoplasm. The record is from RefSeq and is a predicted model, not a curated record.
GGGAGAAACCUGACAGCAGGUCAUGUGGGAUGGUUCCCGUGUCAAAAGGUUCAGCCCUACAUCUCUAGACCAGCCCAGGACCUGUCCAGCUUCCUCUGGUUUGCAGGAAACAUGGACCGUAUCGCAGCCAAAAACCUGCUAAUGUCGCGCUCUGAUGGGACCUUCCUGGUGCGACAGAAAGAUGGAGGAGAGUUUGCGAUCAGCAUCAAGUUCAACAUGGACAUCAGACACAUUAAGAUCACCAGCUCCGAGGGCCUGUACCGCAUCAACGAGAAGAAAGCAUUCAAGAGUCUUGUUGAGAUGAUUGAGUUUUACCAGAAGAACUCACUAAAAGAAUACUUCCGAGACGUGGACACAACACUGCAUACACCUUACAAACAACCGGAGCAAAGCUACUCAUCUAACAACACACCCAACUCCACACCGGGCGGCAGCAUAAGAAGCCUCGGUGUAGCGAGGGCUCGGUACGACUACUCCGCCAGGGACCGCUCCGAGCUCUCACUGCAGGAGGGGGACACCAUCAGGAUCCUCUCCAAGAAGGGGCACAGUGGCUGGUGGAGAGGAGAAGUGUACGGCCGGGUGGGGCUCUUUCCUGCCAACUAUGUGGAAGAAGAUUUCUCUGAUUACUGCUGACGUGCUCCUUGUGUGUGUGUAUGAAAUGGUCUGUGUGCAUUAAGUGAGUGUGACAGGGUGUGAGUGUGAGCGAGUGAACAGGUGCAGUAGAACUACUGAACAACCCAGUGCUGUGAAUAAAACUUUUACUCAGCCAACCUCAA